UGAAGAGGUUCUACUGCUAAUGUUUUAGCUCCACUGAGAAAUAAAGGAGUAUAAAAGAACCUCAGACCAAAGCAGUGACCUGAUAAAGAUUAACUAAGGUCUGCAGCAGUGUGCUCAGAUGCCAUUUGCACCUCUGUGGAGCCUGCUGGAGGGAAAGCUGAAGGAAAGCCGACAGAUCCCGCUUAACUAUUUGACACCAUCAUAGGAGGAGUUAACGCGCCACGAAGAGUGUAGUUAAUCUUCUCCCCACUCAGUUUCAAUGUGCUGCCCAACACGCCUCUCAACCUGACAGCAGCUCCCUUUCCCCAAAAGGAGCAAUACUUCCCUCUGGAAAUGAAACUAUCAGCUGUGUCCAAGAAACUGUGGUGCGUCCACAAACAACUGAUUCUUCUGCUCACUCCACUCCUGCUUCUGCCUUUACUGUUUACCCUCCCGGAGAAGGAGGGAAAAUGUCUUUAUGUGGUGGUGCUGAUGGCUGUGUUCUGGUGCACAGACGCCCUUCCUCUGGCUGUCACCGCGAUGCUUCCAGUUUGCCUCUUCCCAACACUGGGAAUUCUUCCAUCCAAACAAAUAUGCCCUCAAUACUUCCUCGAAACCAAUUUUCUCUUCCUCAGUGGUCUUAUCAUGGCGUCAUCUGUCGAGGAGUGUGGCCUGCAUCACAGGAUAGCCCUGAAGGUCCUUACCAUUGUUGGAGUGAAACCAGCCUGGCUCAUACUGGGAAUGAUGAUGACCUCGUCCUUCCUGUCCAUGUGGCUCAGCAACACCGCCACCACAGCCAUGAUGCUACCCAUUGCUAAUGCCAUCCUGGAGAAUCUGUUUGGAGACCUGGAGACCCUGAAACAAAAGAGCAAGUUCGCAGAGGACCCAGACAGUGAUAUAAUAAUCGAUCAGCUUACUCUAAAGCUGCAUUCAGUGCCCUCGGAAAAACAAAUACUAUCUGAAGGACAGAUGGAUGAAACAGAGCAGACUGAGGUGAGGACCAUGGAGGAGAUCCAAUCAGAGUCGAAGAUUCAGCUGAAGGUCUGGAAAGGCUUUUUGAUCUGUAUUCCUUACGCAGCCAGCAUUGGAGGGACUGCCACGCUGACCGGCACUGCACCCAACCUCAUCCUGAUUGGACAGUUGAAAAGCCACUUUCCAGACUGCGAUCUUAUCAACUUUGGCUCUUGGUUUGCAUUCUCCUUCCCACUCAUGCUUCUUUUCCUGUUUUUGGCAUGGCUAUGGAUCGCGUUUCUCUACGGGGGACUGAACACACGACUGUGCUUCAAGAAAGACGAGCAAAGAUCCCAGGCAGAGGCCAGAGCCAAGGCUCUAAUAGUGGAAGAUUACAGAAAACUAGGGCCCAUAAAGUUUGCAGAGGGAGCCGUCUCUUUCUUUUUUAUAUUGUUUGCUGUUCUCCUAUUUACAAGAGACCCCAAAUUUGUCCCUGGCUGGUCUGUGUUAUUUAAAAAAGGGUACGUCUCAGAUGCAGUUACUGGUGUGAUCAUUGUGUCUAUAUUAUUCUUCUUCCCCUCGCAGAAGCCUUCCCUGAGGUGGUGGUUAGACCCUCAAGCUUCAAACACUCCUUAUGUCCCGCUCCUAUCAUGGAAGAAAGCCCAGGAGACUGUUCCCUGGAAUAUUAUGCUUUUGCUUGGAGGCGGCUUCGCUAUGGCCAAAGCUUGUGAGGAGUCUGGACUUGCCUCCUGGAUCGGAGGCCACCUCCAACCUUUGGCCAAGGUCCCUCCUGCUGCAGCUGUGAUAUUGAUCACUGCUUUCCUGGCCUGUUUCACUGAGUUGGCCAGCAACACUGCCACAAUUAUAAUAUUUUUACCUGUCAUUACUGAACUGGCUAUUCAUGCCUCAGUGAACCCUUUGUAUUUCAUGAUACCUGCCACAAUAGGAUGUUCAUAUGCCUUCAUGCUGCCAGUGUCCACGCCACCCAACUCCAUCGCCUUUGCGUCUGGGCAUCUCAUGGUCAAAGACAUGGUGAAGACCGGCUUUGUGAUGAACAUCCUGGGUGUCCUCUCAGUCUCUCUGGCCAUGAACACAUGGGGUGUUGCCAUGUUUAACUUGGACACGUUUCCAGACUGGGCUCACCCCCUUAACAAGUCUGCUGUUAUUGAUGAUGUGCAUUUCUCAUCUGUCCAGUCGCUCAAUGCUACUGUCUGAUGACUCCCCCGGUCUCAGAAUGAGCAGAGAGGAAAUAUCAGAGGAUUGUAUAGAGAUGUAACACUAAACAGGGACAACUGUUUGCCUGUAGAUGUCCACACUGUCACUAAAAUGUCAGAACCUCCUGGGAGCUUCAGCUGUUACCUGUUAUGAUACUUUAUUACACACAGACCAGAAAAAGUAACCGAACCCUGGAAUUAUUUGCAUUUAUGUGUAAAUUUGUCUUAAAGUAUGAACAGAUCUUCAUUUAAACAAAGAAACACAAACUUUUUCAUUACCCAAGUCAUUGUAUUACUCUCGCUCAAACUGAAUUCACCAUUCAAACGUUCACAGUGUGAAAAAUCAUGUGAAGCCCUCGGCUCAUGACAUCAACAAAAGCGAACUGGUGACAGGUGUUAUCAACCCUGGAGUCCAAUCAGUGAAACCAGAGCAGAGGUCUGGGUUAGAGCCACUCUGGCUUACAAAGACACUGAAUACCAUCUGCUGAUGUGAACCCUGCCUCGCUAAAAGCUGAUCUCAGAAGACCUCUGAUCAGUAAGUGUUGAUUUGCAUGAAGCUGGAAAGGGUUACAAAGUUAAUCUCAAAGAGUUUAGAUACUCAUCAGGUCGCAGUUUGACAAUCUUUAGCUCUGUGGCUAAUCUCCAUAGACGUGGGCGCCCAGACUCCAGAAGCACAGCUCGUAAUCAUCAGUGAGGCGAAAAAGAAGCCCAGAGUAACAGAUAAAGACAGCAGGAUAAAACAGAACCACUGGAGCUGGUUAACAUCUCUGUCCAUGAGUCUACCACACCAUGGAGCAUGGUGCCCAUGGCAGAAGAGGAAGCUGCAGACCUGAAGUUUGCCAAAGAGCAUCUUGACUCUCCACAAUACUACUGGGAAAAUGUGUUGUGAACUGAUGACACUAAGGUCGAACUGUUUGAGAUGAACAGGCAGCACUACACAUGGUGUAUAAAGGGCAUUGCAUGCCAACAUGAAGACAUCAUCCCAACAGUGAAGUACAGUGGAGGGAGCAUCAUGGUGCGGGGCUGCUUUUCUGCCUCUGAGUGUGGACAAGGGGAAAACAAAUUCUCAAUGCAGCAGAACAAUGACUCUCAACACUGAAAUCUAACACUCAACACUGUAAAUCUACAGUUCUCUGAGUUCAAACAAAGAAAAUCCACCUUUUGCCCAGUGGGAGCCCAGACCUCAGCCAACAGAGAUGCUGUGGAACGAGCUCAGGGUGUGCUCGCCCCGGACGUCCUGAGAAUAUGUCUGAGCUGAAGCAGCUCUGUGAGAAGACUGGUGCAGACUUCGUCCUGGACGUCGUGCAGCUCUGAGCCACAGCUCCAGGACGUCAAUGCUGCCAGAGGACCUUCGACCAGUUAUUAAACCCAAGGGUUCACUUAGUUUUUCCACCAGCACUGAGAAUGUUUAAUGGCUGUGUUUAAUAAAAGCACAAAAGAUUAGAACAGUCUGUGUUAUAAGCUGUGUUUGUCUUGUGACAUGGAUGAAAAUCCGAUCUCAUUAUAUCGCAUUAAUGCAGAAAACCAGGUCAUUCAAAAGGGUUCACUUUUUCAUGCCACUGUUUUCAAGUGUCUUUUUAGGAUCAAGUGUCAGUAUAUCAUGCUGUGAACUGUUAGUUCUGGUACACUACUAUUUUUAAGUUAAAAAUAAUGCACCAAGUUAACAAGCUGCAUUAUUUUACUGUGUAUCUUCUUCAGUCAGACUGAAUGGAACAAUGCUAUACGUUGACUUCUGCUGGGAAAUGAGAGGCCUCUGGGAUUCAUUUUAAUACAAAUAAAUGAAUGUUAUAUAUUUUUGGUUAAAAUCACUAAGAGGUUGUGUUACUUAUUUGUGCAUUUUAUGACAAAAUGACCAAAGCCAUAAAAUUGUUUCUACUUUACAGAACAAAUCCUAACUAAUCAAUGUGUACAUUUUGUUAUGAAGCGAUUUGCAUUCAUAGAAGUUCUGCUACAAAUAAAAAGAGUCUGUACUAUGAUCAUUUAUUUGUACAUAGUUUGCCUGUAGUGAGUGCACAUAGCAGCUUUGUUGCUAAGAGAAGGGGUGUUUUCUUGUGUUUUGCUGUGUAAUAGAAACUGACACUCCUCAGGUUUUGAUGCGCCGUGUUUAACCACUGUGGCCUCUGCACACACAAAGAGAGACAGAGGGACAGAGGCACACAGUUAUAAAUUGAUUUGCUGUGUUUGUUUUGUGUCUAAAGUCACAAAACCUGAUGACAGCGGUUAACUGUGGCGGUUACUCGGGUCAUUGCAAAAGACUCAGCGUCGAAUGUUAAACUAUAAAACGCAUCUAAAACUGAUGCAGCAGAACAGGAUGCACCCAGCUCUCACUAACAACCUUUUCCACAGACUUGUACCAAAGCUGAUUUCUAACUUUGCUUUUUUGUGAAUCCAGUAAUUAACAAUUUUGUAUUGAUCACAACUGAAACUAUAACUCAGCCACAUUAAAAUCCUUUUUCUCACUGGUGACAAAAUAUUUCAAACACAUCCCAAUAUGUUUUCAUCACUGUACAAGACUAAUAAAGACCCCAUGUGUUUGUGUGAGUUGGGGACAGAUUGGCUUAUACAGUGUCUUGUUGGUCUAACUCUUCUGGCAUCACUAGAUGUAGGUGCACAGCUGUGCAGUGAGCUGAACACACCUCCAAUAAAAGUUAAAGACAGCAGAAUAUCACUAAGU
Monopterus albus (swamp eel) is the source of this 4818-nucleotide messenger RNA. It is a transcript of the gene slc13a3, whose product is annotated as solute carrier family 13 member 3. NCBI's taxonomy places the organism in Eukaryota, Metazoa, Chordata, Actinopteri, Synbranchiformes, Synbranchidae. Gene Ontology annotation, biological process: citrate transport; succinate transmembrane transport. The transcript is spliced from 13 exons. Bases 334 to 2145 code for a protein of 603 amino acids. Gene Ontology annotation, molecular function: sodium:dicarboxylate symporter activity; citrate transmembrane transporter activity; succinate transmembrane transporter activity. The record is from RefSeq and is a predicted model, not a curated record. Gene Ontology annotation, cellular component: plasma membrane.